CAAACAAAACCUUCGUAAUGACGAGCUUAGUUUUACUUGUCAAAAAAAAUUAACUUCAAAGAUACAGUAAGAAUUUUGGUGCUCGUUAAAAUGGAAAUAGCAAUGAAUGAAUCGAAGGGAGAGGUKAAAGUCGUUCUGCUUGGAAAAGAAAAUGGUGGAAAGUCUUGCUUGGUUGUCAGAUAUUUACACAAGAGAUACCAUCCCAGAAAUGUUCAAUCUACAAUAGGAGCGGCGUAUGGCACAAGCACAGUACAACUGGACGAAAAUCGAAUUGUGAAUUUAGGAAUAUGGGACACAGCCGGUUCAGAGCGAUUCAACGCCAUGACACGAGUGUAUUAUAGAGAAGCAAAAGCUGCUGUAGUAUGUUAUGAUCUUACCGAUUCAAUCAGCUUUGAUAGAGCAAAGUUUUGGAUCAACGAACUUAAGAAGCACGAAGAGUUAUGUAAAGUUUAUUUGUGUGGAACGAAGCUGGAUCUGAUACAAGAAAACAGGCAACCCAGAGCAGUGGACCCCACGAUUACGUCAGACUAUGCCAUAGAAAUUGACGCAAAGCUAUUUGAAACGUCCAGUAAAACAGGAGAAAACGUAGAGGAGUUAUUUUACGAAAUCGCCAAAGACUCAUUAAAAACAGAAGCUGAACAAGCUAGAAGAAGAGAAAAUGAAGCUAUCCUAUUACAAAACCGAUCCAAUGAUACAGGGAAAUCAUUGAAAUGUUGCUAGGAGCCUCCAAAGASCCCGAGCAAACGGACUUUUCGUCUUUUUGGUCUUCCUGUGUUAGUAUUCUUGACCGAGAAGAACUGGUAUCGAGAAAUCUUCCUUCAUCCUUACCCUCUCCCCCUCUGGGGUUUUGACUUAACACAGGAAUUCCACGGAGUACAGUUGGCUUCACGUCUGUCAAAAGAAUGGCUGUGAGGACAAUGUUUUUGCAGUACAGUAAUUUACUUUAAAGUCGCCAAAUGAGAUAUACAGUCUUUUACAAGACUAAAGUAUUAAACGAAUGUUAUAGCAUGUUUAUAGACAAACCGACAGAUGUAGAGGUGACAUUAUUUAUUAGGAAUAUAAAAAUAAAAUUAAAUGCAAUCAAUCGCGAGCUCUGAAUAAAACAGUUGAAACCUCAGUCA
Messenger RNA from Exaiptasia diaphana, 1121 nucleotides. RefSeq names its product ras-related protein Rab-24. Bases 91 to 720 code for a protein of 209 amino acids. Gene Ontology annotation, molecular function: GTPase activity; GTP binding. NCBI's taxonomy places the organism in Eukaryota, Metazoa, Cnidaria, Anthozoa, Actiniaria, Aiptasiidae. The transcript is spliced from 8 exons. The record is from RefSeq and is a predicted model, not a curated record.